AUGGAUCAAAGUAUUCGAUAAUCUGCUGCUAAUGAUAUGGACAUCAUGCAAGCAAUCCUUUAAGCUAAUUAGAAUAUGCAAGCACAGAGCAUGAUUAGAGGAGAUCAUGAAUAUGCUGUGAGAUAGUCAGAUGCAAUGAAUUUAGAUGCAGAUGAUGCACUUUUCCUUUAAAACUAAAGCAUGAAUCAGUCUUUGGGGUUGAACCAAUUAGGAUCAUCUUUAUUAUAGUAUAACAACCACUCUACCAACUAAAUAAAUCCUGCCUUUGCUAGUGUAAUGAGGAAUACAGUGCAUAACUUUAACUUCCAGCAGAACAGCAGCAAUAAUAAUAACGAUAUCUUCGACCAUAUUAUUGGAAACAACAGCAGUUAAAUCAAGAGAAACUAGUCUAUUCCUAACGAGCCUAAUGCUCCACUUUUUUGUUCCUUGCAUGGAAGGCCUCUUGAAUUCUUCUGUUUUGAUGACAAAUAGAGAAUAUGCUAAGAUUGUGUUAAGAAUUAGCAUAAGACUCAUAGAUUUAACUUCAUCAAUGUCUGCGCUACCAUCAACAAAGAGUUACUUGAUCUGCUAAAAUCUAAGUCAUUGGAGCUUCAACUAGAUAGGAAAAUUAUGUAGAAAGAUACUGUUCUCAAAUUCAAAAAGAUGAUAAGGGAAGAAGUUCUAAAAAUGAAGGAUGAAUCUAAAUAGGCUCUAGAGGAUGCAUGCUCUCGUAUACUCCAAUAAAUAAACAGAGGAGAGCUCAGAAACAUUGAGAGGGAAGUAGAACUGUUUUAGUCAUUUUUCUUUCAUAAGAUUCAAAACUUCAACUACAGAAUUAGAUAGGCUACUGAUUAAAUAUCUAAAUCUUUGAAAGAAGAGAAGUACUUGGAAGUGAUGCUAGAAAAGGAUAAAAUUGAGAGCUUUGAUCAAGAACUGUAGCUUUUAGGGGAUUAAAUAAAGUAAAAGAAAGAAUAUUUCAAGACUAUGCUAGUGAAGCUCCAAAAUCAACUAGACUUGAGUAGUUUCUAGCAAGUAAGAGAGAGAGCAGAGAUGGCAUAAAGAAGUCUUGAGUUAUUCUCUAAAGAAAAUAGAAUAGCUGUAUUUGUCCCUAAUAAAAAGCAAAUAAUCAUGCAUGAUUUGAAGUAUUUCACAUAAAAGACUCUUAACAUACAAGAAAUGGAGCAUACCUUUGGAAACUUCAGCACAAUCCUGUAAAGUUCACUAAAUAGUAGAAUUUAUGUGUGUGGUGGAAAAUAAAGAAAGAAGCUCUUUGAAUAUGAUGAGAGAAAUGGAGUAUUGAUUGAGAAAUCUGAGAUGCAUUAUGGAAGGUCCAAUCAUGCUUUUGUUGAAGUUACUUUGACUGGAGAAUUGAUUGCAAUAGGAGGUUGGGAUGGAGAGAAAUCUAUGAGUUAAGCAGAGGGCUUUGCAAUGAAUGGCAAUUCAUGGAGACAUCUCCCAAGAUUGGUUGAGGAAAGACAUUCGCUCAGUGCCUGUAGAUUAGGAGAUUCAUUUGUUUAUGCUAUCGGUGGUAGUUCUGCUAUCAAUUACGGAUCAUCUCUAAGUACCAUAGAGAGACUUAACUUUGCCUCACCUCACUUUGAAGGAGCUUCUCAUUGGGAACUGAUAUUUUUGUUUGGAUAAUAUUGUGAUGCAAAGAGGAGUCAGCUAGGUAGCGUGGCUUUGACUGAUUCAACUAUAAUGCUAUUUGGUGGUUUUAUGGAUACAGAUUUGACUAACAUGUGUUUCAAGGUAGAUACCAAUACUUUUGAAAUCACCAAGAUGGAUUGCGUAAUGAAAAAGAGCAAAAAAUUCAUUAAAUUUAAGGACUAUACAAUCAAAAUCAACCCUCAGUAGUAUUAAGGCUUCAAUCAAGGAGCUGGUAGCAAUAUCACUAAUCGAAGAUAAGUAGCUGGGAAUUUAGUUUUAGGAGGGGAGCAGAACCUAAUUAAUGAUUAAAGUCAGGGCUUUGUUUAUAUUGUUGAUGAUGAGAAUGAGAUUCAUUAAUAUGAUAUCACUAGAAAUCAGUGGUUUAUUGUCGAAACCAACAGAGAGAACUGA
This is a messenger RNA of Stylonychia lemnae, 2037 nucleotides long. NCBI's taxonomy places the organism in Eukaryota, Ciliophora, Spirotrichea, Sporadotrichida, Oxytrichidae. The record is from the annotation of a GenBank genome assembly.